AUGGCCGGAUCAGCCCUGCUGCGCAGUUCUGCGAUCGGCGGCCUGGUGCUGGCAGCCCUGCAGCUGCCCUGGUGCCCUCGCCUUUCUGUCUCAAAACAGCUCUUGGCCGGCUGCUUGCUGGGCUACCUGGCGAGCGUCCUUGACGGCUCGGAGAAGCGACCCGGCUGCCGCAGAAGCCCCUGGCUGCUCAGGGUGGUCCAGCGCUUUUGGAACCAGGUUCUGCCCAGAUUGUUCAACAUCGAUUGCAGCUUGGAGGACGAAGAGGGGCUUCGAAAGUGUGGCCACUGCGUCGUGGCCGUUCAUCCGCACGGUGUUCUCUCUUUGGGUCACUAUCUGGUGAUCUCUGGCUUCCAUCCAGAUCUUGAGAGGGCUCUGCCCGCAAGCAGACGCUGCGCCUUGAGUGCCGGUGUCUUGUUCAAGCUUCCUGGAGUGCGGGAACUGGCGCUUGGAUUGGGAUGCGUUGAUGCGCAUCGGGAUGUAGCCAAGAGGUGCCUGUCCAACGGGCUUAGCAUAUCUGUGGUUCCUGGCGGUGAGCGGGAGCAGCUUCUCGCGCAGCGAGGCAAAGUCGAACAGCUGGUUCUGGCUCAGCGGCAGGGCUUCGUUCGCCUGGCCCUUCAGCAUGGGGUGCCGAUCGUUCCAGUCUAUGUCUUUGGCGAGGCACAGCUGUUCAAGCAGUCUCGAAUCCUCAUGGGCUUCAGAUCCUGGGUGCAGCGCACUCUAGGUGUCGCUCUCGUGAUGCCCUACGGCCCCUGGGGCAUGCCGUGGCAGAAGUACCCGGAUCCUGUGCGGAUCGUCGUUGGGAAGCCUCUGGCCAUGCCAAGGAUUCCGGACCCCAGCAAAGCCGAUGUAGCGGAGCACCACUCCAAGUAUGUGGAGGAGCUGUGCAUGCUCUUCGAAAGGCACAAGGCCAGCGCAGGCUAUCCCGACUCCAGCCUGCAGAUCGUUUGA
This is a messenger RNA of Symbiodinium sp. CCMP2456, 948 nucleotides long. The record is from the annotation of a GenBank genome assembly. Lineage: Eukaryota; Dinophyceae; Suessiales; Symbiodiniaceae.